AUGGCGCUACUGAAGAACAAGUAUAUGCCUUUGAGCGACGCUGACGUGUCGCCAGAGCGCGUGGCGACUUACGACGGUCAACACAUCACACUCUCGUCGGCUCCAGGCACUACUGCCUUUGCGAUGGGAAAUUAUUUGGGCGGGGGCAUUGCGGGUGUCGUGUACGAAGCCUUUGACCAACGCAUGAAGCGACCAGUCGCUGUAAAAAUAUUAAAUCCCGUGGGAUAUAAACUCACGAGUCCUGGGGCAUUACGACGUGCCGAGAUUAUCAAGAAAGGAGUGCCGAUUGUUGGAAAUGUGCGCGGAAUGACGUUAGACAAUGUUUACUGGGUACAUUUACCCCGUCGGAAAGAAUUACUGGCUUGCUAUGUAACAGGGUGUGGCCUUGCUCCACCCGUAUUAAGAGAGUUGACACUUGAGAUGUGUGUGAGUCUAUGGCUGCUAGACCAUCAUGACGAGGAGCUGCGAGAUCAGCCACAGACUCAGCGAAGACGACGAAUGAGAAGUUCUGAUAGAUUGACGACAAGUAUGUCCUGUGAAGAUCCAGUACAUGAGCCUUCUAGAAGAAGUGUGGCGACAGCAUCGGCAGCCUCAGCUGCUUCUGCCGCUGAUAUGCAGCUUGACCAGGUGAAUGAGGAAACAGAAAUCAGAGAAGAUGGAGAGGAUGUAAUUGUGAUUAAUGACGUGACCUACGUUAUUCCUAGUCUACCGGCUAAAUACCGUGCGUUUUUACAGGCGAGAAAAACUAUCUACCGCGAAAUCGCACACAUGCACAAACUUACUGGAAACAGCGUGAGCGGCGAACGAAUUGGAAGUGGCCACGAAAAUGUACUGCAACUAUAUGACGUACUGGAGCUGGUGCAGCCUUCGAAAUCGACAAUUUUUUUGGUACUUGAACUUGCGUACGGUGGUGAAUUGUUUGAACGUAUUCGAGGUGAUUCCGGGGUCGAAGAAGAGGUGGCGAGAACGUACUUUAUGCAACUUCUGGCAGGCGUUCGGUAUUGUCAUCAGCUGGGCAUUGUACAUCGGGAUUUAAAGCCCGAAAAUUUGCUACUAAGCGACUCGGAUGUGCUCAAAAUAGCAGAUUUUGGGCUCUCAGCACAUUUUAUAGCUGCUGUGAGCAGCGGCGCCAGUGCCGAUGAAGACAAUAAUGACGAUAGCGGCCUCACAAAUCUUAUGGCGCCAUCUGGUCUCCGACGCUUAAAUUCAAUUGUUGGGUCGCCGCACUACGUGGCUCCAGAGGUUUUGCAAAACGCGCGAUAUGGUUACGAUGGACGCAAGGCAGAUAUGUGGAGCAGUGGCGUUAUUUUAUAUGGACUUCUCGUGGGUACACUGCCAUUUGGACGUGAUCUCGCGACCUGCCCGAGGUAUCUUAAGUUUAGCGAGUGGCUGCGUUCUCUGCCGUGCGAUUCACAUACUGGCAAGCUCACAUUUGACUCUCAGCUAUUCCAGGCUGCAGGUAACUUAAGUACCUCAAAGCAGCAGCUAUUAGAAUUGUCGACGCAUCCAAAUUUUCCUCCCGCUUCAGCGAUGCGGGGUCUUAUUCUCAAUGGCUCUCAAAAGCUCUGGAAUCAAAACCAGGCUAUUGGGUCUUGUUCUCCGUCAGCUAGUUGCAAUGGUCCGAUUCUGGCUGAUGCUAAGGCUUUUAAGUCUGUAGCUGUGGGUGCGAGUACCGUUCAGUCACGUCGGUCUGUAGCAUUUCCGACGUGGCUUUUUCCAUCAACACUGUCUCCGUCGGCCGCAUUCCUGUUGGCUUCUUUAUUGCAUUCAGAUCCAAACAAACGAAUUUCAUGUGAAGAGGCCUGUAAAUCGAGUUGGGUGCUCGGAGUGUAG
Molecule: messenger RNA, 1833 nt
Organism: Plasmopara halstedii
Lineage: Eukaryota; Oomycota; Peronosporomycetes; Peronosporales; Peronosporaceae
Product: camk camkl protein kinase
Exons: 1
Coding region: 1-1833 (610 amino acids)
Biological process (GO): protein phosphorylation
Molecular function (GO): ATP binding; protein kinase activity
Source: RefSeq, a predicted model, not a curated record